AUGCCUCAGGAGGCUGACGCAAGAAAAUGUACUUCCCUUACCGAUUUGGACAGCUGCAUCGAUAAUCGUGAUUCCGAGCAUAACUUCGGCAGAAUUGUCUUGAUGGAAAUCACUUACUUGAAUGAACUCAAACCAGCACCCGGCCCACCCGCAGCAGGGCGUACUAGCGAACAUAUGAUAAGUUAUUUCUCUUCAGAAUCAGAGAAGUGGUGGUCCUCAGAGAAUUGCCCGGUUCGCCAAACUUCCCAGAUAGGCUAUCGUGUUAUCAGUACUUAUAAGUCUUCAACAAUGAGAGCGGUUCAACAAAUAUACGAAGUGAUCGUUUUGUUAGACUUGAACAAGGACCGUUCAUACUGUAUCAAUCCCUGUAUAGAGACUCGAGAGCUUCGCCACGACGAAGGCUGUAAGCCGCGGCUUUGCAGUGUCGGGUUCUUUCCUAAUCAGAUCCAGAGAUUAACAAAGGAGAAUAUGAGAAGUUGGAUGGCAAAAAGGCAGGAUCUAGGUAAUCGACGGGACGGGCUUGGCGGCUACUGA
This is a messenger RNA of Lindgomyces ingoldianus, 534 nucleotides long. RefSeq lists its product as uncharacterized. NCBI's taxonomy places the organism in Eukaryota, Fungi, Ascomycota, Dothideomycetes, Pleosporales, Lindgomycetaceae. The coding region runs from base 1 to 534 and encodes 177 amino acids. The transcript has 6 exons. The record is from RefSeq and is a predicted model, not a curated record.